Molecule: messenger RNA, 1801 nt
Organism: Zophobas morio
Lineage: Eukaryota; Metazoa; Arthropoda; Insecta; Coleoptera; Tenebrionidae
Gene: rau
Exons: 5
Coding region: 182-1186 (334 amino acids)
Biological process (GO): signal transduction; positive regulation of fibroblast growth factor receptor signaling pathway; positive regulation of epidermal growth factor receptor signaling pathway
Source: RefSeq, a predicted model, not a curated record
GGCUAAAGCUCCAAGUCCCAGCAAUCAGUCGCGUUUUGACGUCGUCGGAGAGAGGACGUAGUGUUGCUGCUUUCUGACGCAAGUCCAUGUGCUAGACACGUUUUUGAUUGUGUUGUUAUUUUCGUGAACUUUUUCUUUGGAUAGGCAUUGGGAUUACCAUUGACUGAGCGGGCUUUCCAAGAUGAUGAAACACGUGCAGCUUUCUCCUUACAGGAGUAGAGCUGACACAGUGUCCUUAAGCUCCACGACAUCCUACGGAAGUCUCAGUCCUGAACCUCUUGGAAGCCGCUCUUCUAGCUAUUCGUCACUCAACGACUCAUCAGGAAACCUCCAGACUACCAUAAAAGUUUAUGCGAAGUGUUUACGACCCGACAUCGAAUACAAAACCCUCAGUAUCACCUUCCAAACCACGUGUAAGGAAGUGGUUGGCACACUUCUAGGCAAAUAUAAAAUGAAACAUAGGGAUCCGAAGCUUUUUUAUCUCAGCAUGGAAGUUACUGUUCGUAAGGCGGGAGUUCGGACACAUCUGGCUCUGGAUGAGGAAGCUCGACCAGCGGUGCUGCAGAGCUGCCACCCCCGGGGCGAUUCCAAAUUUUCUCUUCAAACAAGGAGGGGCGGCUUAGUAAAAGUGCACGACUCCGUCCUUAACAGCAACUCUCAAUACAAGAGUCUCCUAAUCAGCGCCCGCACCACCGUGGACGAACUCAUCUCCCUCCUCUUGAACUGCUACAACAGCAAAGAACGCGUGGAGCAGUUUUCUUUGUACGAGGUCAACACCGAUAAGGAACAACAAAGAAAAUUACAUCCGGACGACAGGCCCUUGCAGGUGCAACAAACCUGGUUGCCCUCCCAGAAGUGUCAUUUCCUAGUCAGAAGAAACCCCGACUAUUUGCCGCUUUCAAGACGAAAAAUUUUCUGGGUGUCCGACUUGCCGCCGCUACCCCAGUCCAGGCUCUACCAAUCGGCCACCCAGCUAACGCAAAUCUCCAAGUCCCAGAACUCCCUCAUUCCGGCCAGUUCCAAGGAAGAGCCCAAGACGAAGACCGCGUUGUUGAGGUCGAGUAAAGACUGUGUUGGCAGCAAGAGCAAGAGUACUGAGUUGAAGGUUUUUGGUAGCAGUUCGCAGCUGUCGACGAAGAACGGAAACAGUUCUUAUGCAGACUACGAGAAUUAUUUUUAUAUUUAACCAUUAAAUUGUUUUUGUUGUUCCUGUAAAUAGUACGUGUGACAUCUAGUUCGUUUUUGGAUGUGAUAGAGCAGCCUAAAUGAUGUGUAACCAAAGAUUUGUAGAAAGCUUGAAUGUAUUGCACUAACGCGCGGAAUGUCUUGUUUUGUUAAAAAUGAUCUUUGUUUUCUUGUUGUAUCCUACAAUAUUGUGACUGUCGUACCUAAAAGCACUUUUUGUAUGUACUGCGGCGUAUUCUUGUUAUUAUUGUAUAUGACAAUUAGUAGUUUUAUGGUAUAAAAUUUCUUAUUUUGUUACUUUUCACUAAAGUGUGGGAUCGUAUUUUAAAGUUUCCAUUUUGUAAAUGUGGUCUAGUAAAUAGUAGUCAGUGUUACGAAUUCGACGUAAUGUGUAGAUAUAUAAAUGCAACGUUUUCUGUCUCUCUCUAAUUAUACGAUAAAAUUAUUGAAGUAAUCUUAAGUAAUUUAACUGUAUUUAUGUCUGACGUGUUAUCCAAAGAUUAGGUAUAACUUCGAAAGUGUAUUUUUUGUAACUAACUGUGCAAUGUGUGUAUAUAAUUAUACCAAAGAUCCAUUUUGUAAAUAUACGUGUAUAUUACAGUGUGUGACCUUAAUA